Messenger RNA from Hyaloscypha bicolor E, 1835 nucleotides. RefSeq lists its product as uncharacterized. Gene Ontology annotation, molecular function: RNA polymerase I core promoter sequence-specific DNA binding. The transcript has 5 exons. The record is from RefSeq and is a predicted model, not a curated record. Gene Ontology annotation, biological process: nucleolar large rRNA transcription by RNA polymerase I; RNA polymerase I preinitiation complex assembly. Lineage: Eukaryota; Fungi; Ascomycota; Leotiomycetes; Helotiales; Hyaloscyphaceae. The coding region runs from base 58 to 1611 and encodes 517 amino acids. Gene Ontology annotation, cellular component: RNA polymerase transcription factor SL1 complex; RNA polymerase I core factor complex.
CAAUACCAAACUUCGCAUCCACAAACAUGACUCACAGCGAAACCUUGACCUCGAUGUAUGAGCCUCGAAAUUAGGCCUAGAUCUACCCGACAGAUGUCUUCACACGUAGAGUACCAGAAAUUUCGGCGCGGGGAAUCCUGCACCGAGGAAGGUUGCCGGGCGCGGAAAUUCUACAUCGAGGACGGGAAGAAAUUCUGCCAGAGAGGCCACGAGCAAGCCGGAUUCACACAAACUCAGCAAGAUGAAGAUGAUUGGAAUGCUCAAGGCAAGAAAACGCGAAGGGCGCGCGAGCAGAGAGAGCGUGUUGAGACGGUGUUGAGUGGGGGCGAGGCACGUGUGCUGUUUUUGGAGUGCUAUCAGUUGAUUCUGUGGAAGCAGUGUCACUGGUUGGUUAAUGUGAAAGGCUUCCCUCGAGAGUUGGAGACGGUCAUGAGGGAUUUGUGGGGCUUGAGGAUGGGCAUUAUCCAGAAGGUGGGGGAUGAGCGGGAUGGAUAUGGCUCAGGAACGGGCACGAUGAUGUUCAGUUCUGCGAGUGAAGGGGAGAGCCUGGAUUCUGAUGCCACCGGGGGAAAGAGCUUGGGAUCGAGGAGGAGUAGGAAAAGCGUGGCGGCAGAGGAAAGGCUUCCACGACUGAUUGAGACAUUGGGACUUUGCUACCUUGGAACCCUGCUUUUGAGAUUACCCACAAGCCUGGGUGAGUUUUACAAAUGGGCAGCCCACGAGGAAUUAGUUUAUACACGAGCUAUCAAAGAAGUCCCAAAAGAGAUGCGAUCCAAGCUACCCGGUCACUUCUUCUCAGCUCUUGAAAUUAGAGCUCCAUUGAAGGGAGGAACUCUUUACAGUGCAGCUUUAGAUCUGGUUGAGUUCUACAACCUCCAUUUUGAGAUGGUCUUCCCACCAUUGAAUUAUCCCUUGCUCAUAUUCAAGCACAUAAGAGAUCUUGGACUUCCAGUUGAGAUCUAUCCAGCUGUUCGCCGCCUAGCUACUUUACUCGAGCUGGAUUUCUCGUUUCCGAUAUUGCACAAGAAAACUUACAGAGUUUCUGGUUAUCCCGAAAUACAGUUGAUGAGCCUGAUUGUCAUUGCGACAAAGCUCAGCCACCCAUUUGAUGACAUUAAGCGGGUCCCUUAUAGUGAGACCGAUCCCACGACGGUCAAAGUAGAUUGGGCAAAAUGGAGGAAAAUAAUGGCAGAAGCUCCGACCAAGGGUUUGAGAAGAGGCGAGGAGAUUAAGAUCACGGACGCAGACGUCAUGAAAAUGAGUGGGAAACAGAUGGAUGAUUAUUUGGACUGGUAUCAGCGAACGUGGAUUGAUGAUCGGAAUCCGGAGAUUGCUGAGCAAAUUCUCGAGCUGUUCUCACUUUCAGAUCUACCUCCCUCACUGGCACAAGAUUCGGAUUAUGAGCAACGUGUGGAACACUUGAAGGAGGUCCAGAGAAAUUUGACUCUUCAGAAUUGGAAGCCUGUUAAAUUUGGUGAGGGUGAUGAGAUCCGGAGGCCAGGUGAGCUUUACAAACGUUAUCGACGGGUCGAGGAGCUUCACGAAAACGCUAAGGAGUUUCACGAGCUUGCUGGUGGGAGUUUUCCUUUCAUAUUCGAAAGCAAAAGCUAAUUGUGGAUAGCAUUAAUUGCGGGAAUCUCGCUGAAAAUGCUGGUUCAAGGGGUAUUUCAGUUUGAAGUUCAGCUAGACAAUUGGCUUUUGGCGGAAAGGAAGAAACGCUUGAUGGAGGAGGAGCAAAGGCUUGCGCUAGGGAGUUGAUGAUUCAUAUCGAGCAUAUCGAAAGUACCCUUGAAUCGGAGGUCGGCAUCGGUAGUGUUCUGUUUUCGGUGUUCAGG